AUGAUAGAGGACCCUAAUCAAAAUUUGAAGCAGUUUCUUCAACUCUGUGAUGCUUUCAAGUAUAACGGGGUGAGUGAUGACGCUAUUCGUCUUCGGCUGUUCCCCUUUUCUUUGAUUGAUAAUGUUUUUUCCUGGUUAGACUUGCAGGCACUAGGAUCUAUCACGACAUGGGAUGAACUCGCUGGAAAGUUCUUGCAGAAGUUUUUCCCAAUCAGUAAAGCAAAAGGGGUUGAUGCAAACGUACGAUCUGGAUUAGAUGGAGCAGCAGGAGGAGCCCUUAUGAACAGGACGUACGAGGACGGGUACGAAAUUAUUGAAAAUAUGGCAUUCAACUCCUGUCAAUGGCCGAAUGAACGAUUCACAUAUGGCCUGAAACCUGUUACGGUCAAAGCUAUUCAAGAGGAUGAUAAGUAUCAACAAAUAGUGGAUAGUCUCAACCGUAUCGAAUCUGCUUCUACACCGUCUAUGCAUGGAGGAGACAAGUCACUCUUCCAUUAA
Gossypium raimondii (Peruvian cotton) is the source of this 498-nucleotide messenger RNA. RefSeq lists its product as uncharacterized. Lineage: Eukaryota; Viridiplantae; Streptophyta; Magnoliopsida; Malvales; Malvaceae. The transcript has 2 exons. The record is from RefSeq and is a predicted model, not a curated record. Bases 1 to 498 code for a protein of 165 amino acids.